CCCUAGUGCCAGCUGUUGGGAUCAAACUGUUGCAUAUUGUUUUUCUUCGAGUAUGUGAAUUAAAAAGUAUUUGUAUAUUCACAAAUAUGUUGCGAAAUGGAAAAAUUCAAUCGCAACUUUUGGUUCAAUUUACUCGAAGACUGGCAUCAAGUAAACAACCAAGCAGAAAACAGGAAAAUGAAAAGUCUACAAAGUCCACCGGUUUGGAACUGCCCCCGGAAGAGUCUUUGAAUCCCAGCUACUUGGCGCGAACGUUAGGCAGUAACUAUCGCACUUGGGUUGUGGCUCUCGAAAAACAUCCAGAGCUGAAAACGGUCAAGCGAAAGGAUUUGCUCAGUUCAUACGAUACAUUGAAAUCAUUGAAGUAUACCGUAGAUGACAUUGUUGCGAAGCCAAUGAUCAUUUACUAUGGCGCCUCCACACUUUCCAAUCGACAUAGUGUGCUCAUCGAAUGUGGAUUCCAAAACAUCUCCAUUCAGACAUUGUUCAAGUACGUAACCGUGAUUAACAAGCCCAUAGAUAUGCUCAAAGCACACAGUCUAAUACCGUACGAUGUGAAUGUGCCUCAGCGUUUGAUUGAAUGCUUCACGGAUGUGCAUCUGGCCGACAAUUGUCAUGUAUCAGCUAACACUGGCGAGGGUAUCACCCUAAAGGCGCUGCGUCAAUCGCUGCUCAAUUCGUAUCUACAGGAGCGUCUGCAAAUGGACGACACUGAGCUACAAAAAAUGUGGCGCGUCUAUUCGCGGGUACGCCAUAAAAGUUUUCGCUCCGUGCAGGAUAAUAUUGAAUUGCUAUCAAAAGUGUUCAAAAUAUCGGCUGAACGGCUGCGAAAGAAUGCUUUCUUGUUGCACGCGGAUGCGGACAACAUGCGUCGCAUUCUGAAGGAGAUACCAACAAUCAAUGGUCUUGAUAUACGUGACAUUGGCUAUCGUCGUCCAAAGAUCCUCAUGUCCAAUUGUGAUGGCCUUAAGCAAACGCUGCAGCAUGUGCGUUCCUUUGGCAUCACCGAGGAUGCAGUUCUGCGCUGCCUCGAAGUGCUUACUCUUGGACCAGACACCGUAUUGGAGCGACUUCGCGACAUCAAUGAAAUCGAGCAGUUUCAGGUCUUGGGCAGUAAUCCGCGCAUUCUGCGGCUGGUGCACUAUCAAAACAAAGCUCGCAUUCGUCUGGACUACCUAAAUCAGCUAAAGGUGCGCUGUGCCUCGUUACACAUACUCUCCUGCGGAUCGGACGCCUUUGCCAAAUUUGCACGUGAUGGCUCAGAUCGCACCAAAGGUCGGGACAUUGUCGUGUAUCUGGGUAACAUUUUCCAAAAAGAUGAGCAGCUACUGCGCAAUCUAUUGUCACGUCAUCCUAACUGGUGUCAUAUCCCCGUGCUGCAUGUCAAGCAAUGUCUGGAAUUCUUGCAGAGCAAGAAAUUUGGUCCUGAUGAUAUCUUUCAGAAUAUUCACCUGCUGCUGUAUCCAAUCAAACGUAUUGAGGAGAAAUUGUUACUGCUACAGGUCACUGAGGCUUUGGAGGAGUUGCAGCUUCCUGUUGCCGAUAUGCACGCUCUGAGCAACAAUGAGAUUUUAACGCUCAUCUUAUACCUUAUCGAAUCAGAGUUUCACUUCACAGGCGAUGGCAUUUGGACGGAGCAACAUACGCAUCACGUGGAGAAUUUCAAUAACCUGCUGCCCGACUUUCCCGAAAGUCUUAACAAAGUGUAUAAAUACGGUGUCAAGCCAUCGGAUAAGUCGACCAUGCUCCACUUAUGAAGCAUCAAUUGCAUUAGGCUCUUAAUAAAGUUUAUACUGUUGAAAUUUCAAAACUUGAAA
Molecule: messenger RNA, 1817 nt
Organism: Drosophila innubila
Lineage: Eukaryota; Metazoa; Arthropoda; Insecta; Diptera; Drosophilidae
Gene: mTerf5
Product: transcription termination factor 5, mitochondrial
Exons: 4
Coding region: 87-1757 (556 amino acids)
Biological process (GO): termination of mitochondrial transcription; regulation of DNA-templated transcription
Cellular component (GO): mitochondrial matrix
Molecular function (GO): double-stranded DNA binding
Source: RefSeq, a predicted model, not a curated record